This is a messenger RNA of Budorcas taxicolor (takin), 3996 nucleotides long. RefSeq names its product LIF receptor subunit alpha (gene LIFR). The transcript is spliced from 19 exons. Bases 1 to 3288 code for a protein of 1095 amino acids. The record is from RefSeq and is a predicted model, not a curated record. Gene Ontology annotation, biological process: cytokine-mediated signaling pathway. Gene Ontology annotation, cellular component: membrane; external side of plasma membrane; signaling receptor complex. Gene Ontology annotation, molecular function: cytokine binding; cytokine receptor activity. Lineage: Eukaryota; Metazoa; Chordata; Mammalia; Artiodactyla; Bovidae.
AUGAUGGACAUUUCUUUAUGUUUGAAACGACCAUCCUGGUUGGUGGACAGCAAAAGAGUGAGGAUGACUUCACAUUUCCAGUGGCUCUUAUUAACAGCUGUGCUUCUGUAUUUAACAAAUCAAGUAAACAGCCAGAAAAAAAGUACUCCUCAUGAUUUGAAGUGUGUAACUAACAAUUUACAAGUGUGGGACUGUUCUUGGAGAGCACCUUCUGGAGCAGGUCGUGGUGCUUCUUAUGAAGUUUGCAUUGAGAACCGGUCCCGUUCUUGUUAUCAAUUGGAGAAAAAUAGUAAAAUCCCACCUCUUUUACCUGGUGUUUAUGAAAUAACAGUAAACCCUUUAUAUGAGUUUGGAAGUUCCAAAAGUAAAUUCAUACUAAAUGAAAAAAACGUUUCCUUAAUUCCAGAAACUCCAGAGAUCUUGAAUUUGUCUGCUGAUUUCUCAACUUCUACGUUACACCUAAAGUGGGAUGACAAAGGUUCUGUUUUUCCGCAUUCCUCAAAUGUCAUCUGGGAAAUUAAAGUUCUACGUAAAAAGAAUAUGGAAAUUGUAAAAUUAGUGACCUACAGCACAACUCUGAAUGGCAAAGAUACAGUUCAUCAUUGGAGCUGGACUUCAGACAUGCCCCUGGAGUGUGCCAUUCACUAUGUGGGGAUUAGAUGCUACAUUGACGAUCCUCAGUUUCCUGGUCACAAAGAGUGGAGUGACUGGAGCCUACUGAAGAACAUCUCUUUGCCUCCUGAUUCUCAGACUAAGGUUUUUCCUCAAGACAAAGUGAUACUUGCAGGCUCAGAUCUAACAGUAUGUUGUGUGACUCAAGAAAAAGUGUUAUCAGCACAGAUUGGCAGUACACAUUGUCCCCUUAUCCAUCUUGAUGGGGAAAAUGUUGCAAUCAAGAUUCGCAACAUUUCUGCUUCUGCAAGUAGUGGAACAAAUGUGGUUUUCUCAGUAGAAGAUAACAUAUUUGGAACAGUUGUUUUUGCGGGAUAUCCACCAGACAUUCCUCAAAAACUGAACUGUGAGACAUAUGAUUUAAAAGAAAUCAUUUGCACUUGGAAUCCAGGAAGACCGACAUCCUUGGAGGGCCCACGCAGUACAAGUUACACUUUAUUUGAAAGUUUUUCAGGAAAAUAUGUUAGAUUUAACAGAGAUGAAGUGUCCGCAAAUGAAAACUACCAGUUAUUCUUUCAAAUACUUUCAAAUCAAGAAGUAUACAAUUUUACAUUGAAUGCUCAAAAUCUUCUGGGUCAGACAGAAUCAACACUUGUAGUUAACAUAACUGAAAAAGUUCAUCCCCGUAUUCCUACUUCACUCAAAGUGAAGGAUAUUAAUUCAACAGCUGUGACACUUUCCUGGCAUUUAUCGGGCAACUUUACAAAAAUUAAACUGUUAUGUCAAAUUGAAAUUAAUAAAACUAACUCAGAGCAUGAAUUGCGGAAUGUCACAAUGAGGGGGGUAGAAAGUUCAAAUUAUCUUACUACUGUGGACAAGUUAAAUCCAUAUACCAUAUAUACUUUUCGGAUUCGUUGUUCUACUGACCCUUUUUGGAAAUGGAGCAAAUGGAGCAAUGAAAAACAGUGUUUAACCACAGAAGCCAUUCCUUCAAAGGGACCAGAUAUUUGGAGAGAGUGGAGUUCUGAUGGAAAAAAUCUAAUAAUAUAUUGGAAGCCUUUACCCAUUAAUGAAGCUAAUGGAAAAAUACUUUCUUAUAAUGUAUCAUAUUCAUCAGAUGAGGAAACAAAAUCCCUUUCUGAGAUUCCUGAUACUCAACACAAGGCAGAAUUACAACUUGAUAAAAAUGACUACAUCAUCAGUGUGGUAGCAAAAAAUUCUGCCGGCUCUUCACCACCUUCUAAAAUAGCUAGUAUGGAAAUUCCCAAUGAUGAUCUCAAAAUAGAGCAGGCUCUUGGAAUGGGAAAUAGGAUCCUCCUCACUUGGAAUUACGACCCCAACAUGACCUGCGACUAUGUAAUUAAGUGGUGUAACUCAUCUCAGUCUGGACCCUGCCUCAUGGACUGGAAAAAAAUCCCUUCAAACAGCACUGAAACUGUAAUAGAAUCUGAUCAGUUUCGACCAGGUGUAAGAUAUAAUUUUUCGGUGUAUGGGUGCAGAAAUCAAGGAUAUCAAUUAUUACAUUCUAUAAUUGGAUAUGUAGAAGAAUUGGCUCCAGCUAUUGCUCCAAAUUUUACUGUUGAGGAUACAUCUGCAGAUUCUAUAUUAGUGAAAUGGGAAGAAAUUCCUGUGGAAGAGCUUAGAGGAUUUUUAAGAGGAUAUUUAUUUUACUUUGAAAAAGGAGAGAGAGACACAUCUAAGAUAAUGGGUUUGGAAUCAGGUCGUUUUGACACAAAGGUUAAGAAUAUUACUGACAUAUCCCAGAAGACACUGAGGAUUGCUGAUCUUCAAGGUAAAACAAGUUACCACCUGGUCUUGCGAGCCUACACAGGUGGAGGAAUGGGCCCAGAGAGGAGCAUGUUUGUGGUGACAAAGGAGAACUCUGAGGGUUUGAUUAUUGCCAUUCUCAUCCCAGUGGCAGUGGCUGUCAUCAUUGGAGUGGUAACAAGUAUCCUUUGCUAUCGGAAACGAGAAUGGAUUAAAGAAACCUUCUAUCCUGAUAUUCCAAAUCCAGAAAAUUGUAAAGCUUUACAGUUUCAAAAGAGUGUCUGUGAGGGAAACAGUGCUCUUAAAACAUUGGAAAUGAAUCCUUGUACCCCAAAUAAUGUCGAGGUUCUGGAAACUCGGUCAGUGGCUCCCAAAAUAGAAGAUACAGAAAUAAUUUCUCCGGUGGCUGAGCGUCCAGAAGAUCGCUCUGACGCAGAACCCGAGAACCACGUGGUUGUGUCCUAUUGCCCACCGGUCAUCGAGGAAGAGCUAGCGAACCCAGGAGCAGAAGGCGGCGGGGGCUCACAAGUCAUCUACAUUGACAUCCAGUCCAUGUACCAGCCUCAGGCAAAACCAGAGGGGGAGCUGGACAGUGACCCUGUAGGGGGGGCAGGCUAUAAGCCGCAGAUGCACCUCCCCAUUACUUCCACUGUAGACGACCUGGAUGCAGAUGAUGACUUAGAUAAAACUGCAGGUUACAGACCUCAGGCAAACGUAAAUACUUGGAACUUGGUAUCUCCAGACUCACCUCGGUCCACAGACAGCAACAGUGAGAUUGUGUCUUUUGGAAGUCCGUGCUCCAUUAACUCCCGACAAUUUUUGAUUCCACCUAAAGAUGAAGAUUCUCCUAAAUCAAGUGGAGGAGGAUGGUCCUUUACAAACUUUUUUCAGAACAAACCAAAUGAUUAAGUGUCCCCGUUACUUCAGUCCACCAUCUCAAUAAGCCCCCAUUGCUAGAGCUGCCACAUCAACUGAAGGCACCUUGGAGGGAUCCUGUGAAGUGUUGCUAGUGGGGUGGACUUCACUCUCACAAGUUACACUAAAAAGUGUUAAUGUGCUUUUCAUACAGUCUCAAAGCCACAGUACAGUAACUCAGAAAUUGGAUCCACACAACUCACAAUUUGGAGCUAUUUGGGAUUUGAGCCAAAGAAUUCUCACACUACUCUGCCUUCAAGAAGUUUUUCAAGAACAAGCAGUGCCAGGCCCAUUCAUGCAAAACAAACCCUGCAGCAGCUAUAUUCUGUUCUGUCGUUCAUCUGGUUUUCUCACACACAUAAUUUAUGGAGUUGCACGCAGAUUUGCAGGCAGGGGGGUAAAAUGUCAAAGUAACAGGUGAUGUUACUUGCCUGACAUUUGCUCCAUUCCAGAUGAAAACCAAGCACAGAUUUGGAAACUUUGGACAUUAUUCUUUAUCCACAGCAUUUAAGAAAAUUAAUAUAAUUUUUAAUGUAGCAGCAGCUAUUUAGUGUUUUGUUUGAUAAAGUAUGCUGAUUUCUGUGCCUACUGUAUAAUGGUUAUCAAACAGUUUUCUCAGGGGUACAAACUUGGAAAACGAGCGUGAAACUGACCAGCCAAAAUCAGAAUCAUGUCUCCUUGCUUUGGUAGGCGUUUUACGUU